This is a messenger RNA of Saccostrea echinata, 4744 nucleotides long. Its product is annotated as probable E3 ubiquitin-protein ligase HERC4. Gene Ontology annotation, molecular function: ubiquitin-protein transferase activity. NCBI's taxonomy places the organism in Eukaryota, Metazoa, Mollusca, Bivalvia, Ostreida, Ostreidae. The record is from RefSeq and is a predicted model, not a curated record. The coding region runs from base 181 to 3339 and encodes 1052 amino acids. The transcript has 28 exons.
GAGACUCAGAGUUGUGAAUUAUUAUUAGGAAAAUAAUUGAAGAUACGAUAACAGUUUUUUGCAACUUAUAGUUUUUUAAAAUACAUUUUCUAAAUACAUUUAUAUAGCCAUAUGCUGUCGUUCUAGGAUCAAAAUAGCAAAGAUAAGGAUUAUCAAUGAUGUAUUAGCAUUACCCAAGGGAUGACGGGGGUUUUUGGGUGGGGCAGUAGUCAUGAUGGACAGUUGUCUAUCGGGGCUACAGAUGAGGGCAAUGUUCUCUCCCCGAAGGAGAUCCCCAGCCUACAGAAACUGGAGAUUAAAGAAAUUGCCUGUGGGGAGAAGCAUACUCUAAUUGUCACAAAAGGAGGGGAGCUGUACUCAUGUGGUAGCAAUGAACAUGGAGAACUAGGUCACAGUAAGCCUAGGUCAAAAGCAGAGUUGGUGACCUCACUGAGCAGUAUGCAUGUGACACAAGCCAAAGCCGGAUCAGGAUACAGUGUGGUUAUAACAACUGCCGGGGAAGUGUUCAGCUGGGGGAGAAAUGACACCGGGCAGCUUGGGAGGGGGAAACUAUCCAAUGAGGAGCAACGAAAACCAAAGCUGAUAAAAACCCUCGCUGUUUAUACAGUAGUUCAAAUAUCUUGUGGAUCCAGUCACUGUCUAGCCCUGACAGAUGAUGGUCGCCUGUUUUCAUGGGGUUGUAAUAAAUAUGGACAGCUAGGAUUGGGUACCUCCAACUCUCAUGACACGCCCCAACAAAUCAUCAGUCUGAAGGGAAUCCCUGUGGCCCUUGUAGCUGUGGGAGGUAACCAUAGUUUCAUCCUCUCCUGCUCCGGGGCAGUGUUUGGGUGGGGCAAAAAUAGUUUUGGGCAGCUUGGUUUAAAUGAUGAACUUGACAAGUACCAUCCUACGCUAUGUAAAUCUCUGAGGAAUCAGAAAGUGAAAUAUAUGUCAUGUGGGGAAGAUCAUACAGUGGCCCUUACAAAGGAUGGAGGAGUUUUCACAUUUGGUGCUGGGGGCUUUGGACAGUUGGGACACAGCUCCAUGCAGAAUGAGAUUUUACCAAAGCGGGUAAUGGAGCUCAUGGGAAGUGUCAUCACUCAGGUCAUCUGUGGAAGGCGACACACAAUAGUGUUUUCUCCAUCUAGUGGUAAGAUGUAUGCCUUUGGUUUAGGAGGGGCAGGACAGCUCGGACUGGGGGACACCGUCAGUCGAAACUCUCCAUUUCCAAUUCUGAGUCCGUACCUUCCUAGCUUGGGGCGUCGAGCCUCCCAGGUCAUGGACCAUGAUGGUACUUUGUACACAGUUAAACAUCUGUUUAGUAAUGGUGACCAUUGCUUCUUACUGGCUAACACUGCAGAGAGAGGGGGAGAACCAGAUGAUUUUAGGAUCCCAGAUCCCAGCACACAGAUAACCACCCUCACCGCUGAGAAAUGUGACGAGAUUCGUAAACUCCAGCCUGAUGUCAUCACACCAUCAGAACUGGUCGACGAUGUUCUAAAAAUCUUUUCAAGCUCUGCAUGUCUGAAUGCAUCAUUUUUGCUGAAAAAUGAUGACCAUUAUGGCUGCAGCAGUAAAAAUUGUGGGCUAGAUAUGGAUGAAGUGAGGAGGCUGAUGAACCGAAUAGCUGAUGCUAAAAAUGUCAACAUUACACAACAGAUUACAGAAAGUAUAGAGAACAACCUCCUGCGGUCCCUUCCUCCCUCCCCACCUGAUGUGGAGGCUCUCAGGAUUUACCUCAUACUCCCAGAAUUCCAUCUGUUUGAUGAACCCAAGUUCUUCUCUACUCUGAUUGGACCUUUUGGAAAGUGUAUAGUCAAUUUGGAAAGGGCACCAGCUAGAAUAUUAGAUUUAUGGUGGGGCUCUUUAAAACCAAGAUUUUUUAAGAGGAUUUUAGAGAUAUACAGGAACACAGCACUGUGGAUUCUCCGACUACCAAACCUGAAUGCAUCUAGCCAUAUGGAGAUGGUGAUUCGAUUAGAAUGUUUAAAGUCUUCAUUAGGAGUACUAAAGAAGCUAAACAGUGUUAAUGAUGCCAAUGGUCAGAUCAUUCCAUAUGACAACUUUUACAUAUCAGAAGUUGCAGAAAAAAUUGACAUAAGGAAGGACUAUGUGAACUGGGUUCACAGAGGAAAAAUCCUCCCAUCACCCCAGAUUCACUUCUGUGAUUAUCCAUUCAUCUUUGAUGCCUCAGCUAAAAGUGUUCUACUCCAGACAGACGCAUGUAUGCAGAUGCAGUCUGCUUAUGAAGAAGUCCAGAGACGAAAUUUCCAGAAUUUGUUUCUUCCAAUUGAUCCCAUAAAUCCUAUGUUAGUAUUACAUGUGACACGGCAUAAUAUUGUUACCGAUACACUUCAUCAAUUGUCUCGACAAGGACCAGCUGAUCUCAAGAAACCUCUCAAGGUGAUAUUUUUAGGAGAGGAAGCAGUGGAUGAAGGUGGAGUCAGAAAGGAGUUCUUUUUGCUACUGAUGAAAGAAAUUCUUGAUCCAAAGUAUGGAAUGUUUAAAUUCUUUGAGGAAUCCAGAUUACAAUGGUUUAACCCUACAUCGUUUGAGGACAAACAGAUGUUUCACCUGAUCGGGGCAGUGUGUGGACUCGCAAUAUACAACUCCACCAUUAUUGGUCUCAGUUUUCCUCUAGCUCUGUACAAAAAGUUGCUCAACAGAAAGACAACAUUGGAUGAUUUGAUGGAAUUGAUGCCCUCUGUAGGACGAGGCAUGCAUGACUUGUUAGAUUAUGAAGAAGACGAUGUAGAAGAUGUCUUCUGUUUAACUUUUGAGAUUACAGUAGAGAGCUUUGGAGAAGUUCAGCAUAUUCCUUUAGUGGAGGGUGGAUCAGAAAAAUCUGUAACCAAAGAUAAUAGGCAGGAAUAUAUAGAUGCUUAUGUGGACUAUGUGUUUAACAAGUCUGUGGAAGAUCAUUUCCGAGAAUUCAGUAAUGGCUUCCACAAAGUCUGUGGUGGAAAAGUCCUGGAAUUGUUUCAUCCACAAGAGCUGCAGGCUAUGGUUAUAGGAAAUGAAAACUACGAUUUCCAUGAAUUUGAAGUGAAUGCUGAGUACAAAGGAGAAUACUACAGACAACAUCCCACAAUUCAACUCUUCUGGAAUGUUUUUCAUGAGUUGCCCAUUCAGCUCAAAAAGAAGUUCUUGUUGUUUCUGACUGGGAGUGAUCGGAUUCCUAUUUUGGGUAUGAAAGCUGUUAAAAUGAUUAUCCAGCCCACUCAUGGUGGGAAUGACUACCUCCCAGUGGCUCACACAUGCUUCAAUCUGCUGGAUCUCCCCAAAUACCAGGACUACCAAACAAUGAAGGAGAAGUUACGUCUGGCCAUAGAGCAGACAGAGGGAUUCGGAAUUGUGUAGCUACAACAAUUAGGGGUUCAGGACAAUGGGUUGGGGCCCAUUGGAAUUGUGUAGCUACAACAAUUAGGGGGGUUCAGGAGAGUGGGUUGGGGCCCACUGGAAUUGUGUAGCUACAACAAUUAGGGGUUCAUGACAAUGGGUAAGGGCCCAUUGGAAUUGUGUAGCUACAACAAUUAGGGGUUCAGGAGAGUGGGUUGGGGCCCAUUGGAAUUGUGUAGCUACAACAAUUAGGGGUUCAUGACAAUGGGUUGGGGCCCACUGGAAUUGUGUAGGUACAACUAUUAGGGGUUCAGGACAAUGGGUUGGGGCCCAUUGGAAUUGUGUAGCUACAACAAUUAGGGGUUCAGGACAAUGGGUUGGGGCCCACUGGAAUUGUGUAGCUACAACAAUUAGGGGUUCAGGACAAUGGGUUGGGGCCCAUUGGAAUUGCAUGUGUCUCAGAAUCCCAUACCUAUUAUGCAAGUUCCUCUGGAUACAAUGUCCAAAGUUCUGCUUUGUGCUCAUGGAGUAAAACAGUUUAUAAAAAACUUUACUUUUUAGUUUAAAGAUAACGUUAAAAACAGCAUGUAUGGCUGCAAUUGUACCUACAAGAAUAAAUGCUGAUAAAAUGACCAUAACUGUAAUGCUUCUGCAAGUUUGUUUGUGUGGAUAUACGUGUAUUUUCUUUUUUACACCACUUGGCAUUUGGUGUUUUAUUAGAAAGAAGUUGUUUUAAAUUGGAAAGUUAUUAGGUUGUUAUGGCAAAUUUCUGUGAUGAUAAGAAUUCAAAGACUAUACAUGAUGCAAAAUUAUCUACAUUGUACCUCCAAAUUUUAUAUUACAAUGUACAGUGUAUGCGUUAAUUUGAUAAUCAAAGAUGUAAUAUAUUUUAUUGAGAUCAAACAUUUGGUUAUUACUACUGGUAUUAUCUUAUUGAGGAGCACUCUGGUACCCUCGAAGUUGCUUUUAACCAAUACAGUGUAUUGUGAUAUAAUAUGAGUUGAAUUUAAACUUUUAUGUGAACAGUUUUAUAUGAUGCUUUCUGUAUUAAGAUUCCACAUAUUUUUUGUACAUUGGUGUGAAUUCAGGAAUCUUUUGAGUCAUAUGCUUUUAUGCUUUUGUAGUAAAGCAUUUGACUUUUUUGACAUUCUCCUUUGGACAUUCUCUUAAUUUUAUUCAUCUCUCUAUCUUAAGUUACAUGUUGCCAGCAGCUGUGUCAAGAUUAUAUGAUAAUAAUAAAUGCCUGAACCUAGCUAGUAUAUGAACAUGCAAUAAAUCCUGAUUGAUGAAUUGUCAUUUAGAGAUUUGUUUAGUUUUCUUGAAUUUCUGAAAUAAAACUAUGUAUAAAAUUUAAAGAAGUCAAUAGAGUAAUGAGUGUUCACAUUUUAAUGUGGAUUUUAUUUUUUGUAAUAAAAUUUCAAGUACC